This is a messenger RNA of Candoia aspera, 2707 nucleotides long. It is a transcript of the gene CERS4, whose product is annotated as ceramide synthase 4. Gene Ontology annotation, cellular component: membrane. The transcript is spliced from 10 exons. Gene Ontology annotation, biological process: ceramide biosynthetic process. The record is from RefSeq and is a predicted model, not a curated record. Lineage: Eukaryota; Metazoa; Chordata; Lepidosauria; Squamata; Candoiidae. Bases 293 to 1369 code for a protein of 358 amino acids. Gene Ontology annotation, molecular function: sphingosine N-acyltransferase activity; DNA binding.
AAGAAACUCAAGAUGUUUCUGCCUUGAUUCCCUCUAGUAUAAGAGGGGGCCGAGGGAAACUCUGGCAAGCUUUCAAGAUUAUGUCAUGAUACUUGAUCACAGAAGAGGCCCAGAAGUCUUUGCGCUGUCUUUUCCCUGACCUGGCCUUCCUCCAAGGGCUGGUGGGAGGUUGGGAAGAUGGAGUAGUGCUGCUCCCGUGAGCCUUGGCUGGAAGGGCUGAGAGGACACUCCUUCUGGAAAGACUUGCAGCACCCCAUCUCACCCCUGCCUUUCUUCUCUCCUCCCCAGGGAGAUGGCGCAGCUCACACAGUGGCUUUGGAGACAGGAAUACUGGCUACCUCCAGGGAUCACCUGGGCGGACAUGCAGGAGACGGAGGACGUCCGCUAUCCCCAACCCCAACACCUCCUGCUCGGCCUCCCCAUCACUCUCCUGCUGCUCGUCCUCCGGUUCUUCUUCAAAAGGAACAUCAGUGUGCCCUUGAGCAAAAAACUGGGUCUGCGAGAAAAGCUGAGGCAGAAACCUUCUCCAAACCCCAUCCUGGAAGCUUUUUACACAAAGCGGAGGAGAAGCCCCCAAAAGGAGGAAGUCACCAGCUUAGCCCAGCAGUGCGACCUCCAGCCAAGGCAGGUAGAGAGGUGGCUUCGAUCCCGCCGGAAUCAGGACCGACCCAGCCUGACCAAGAAGUUCUGUGAAGCCAGCUGGAGAGCCACCUACUGCAUUACUUCCUUCUGCAUGGGGUUGGCCAUCCUUCACGAUAAACCCUGGUUCUGGGAUGACCGGGAAUGUUGGGUUGGGUACCCACAGCAGCCUCUCCAGCCCAGCAUUUCUGGCUACUACCUCACGCAGUUCUCCUUCUGCUGCUCCUUGGUCAUCUUGCUGCCUUUUGACGUCAAACGGAUGGACUUUCAUGAGCAAAUGGUCCACCACGUGGCCACCCUCUUGCUCAUCAGCUUUUCGUACUGUGUCAAUUACAUCCGUAUGGGUUCUCGUAUCAUGAUCCUACAUGACAUUUCGGAUUGUUUCCUGGAGGCCGCAAAGAUGUUUCACUAUCUGAAGUGGCAGAAGACUUGUGACGCACUCUUUGUCACUUUUUCAGCAGUAUUCCUGUUCACUCGCCUGGUGAUUUUUCCUUACAAGAUUCUCUACAACACUUACUACUAUUCCAUGGAGCUCUGCCAGCCUUUUUUCGGCUACUACUUCUUCAACACCCUUCUGAUGGUCCUGCAGCUCCUCCACGUCUUCUGGUCCUGCCUGAUCAUUCGCAUGGUUUAUAGGUUCCUGAUCCAUGGCACGGCGGAAAAGGAUGUGCGGAGCGACUCAGAGGGCAGUGAGGACGACGAGGACGAGGCGGACCGGAAGGCAGAGUAGAAAAGCAGCACCCUCAAUCCCCAGCCCCACCACCACCUGCCCUGCAUCACCGAGUGCCCUUGCAGCUGAACAGCCCCUCCGGUGGUCACACAAAGCCAGAUAGCCCCAGCCUGCUGAGCCCCUGAUCACAGCUGCCCCCCACUUCCCUCCACUUGGCUGAGUUUCUCCUAGGCUGGGCAGGGCAUAGCUCGAGUCCCCCCUCCCUGGCCAAAGUGGUGCACCUGGUUCAGUCACUCCUGCCUGAUCUCCAGGUGGCCCUGAGAGCAGCAGCUAGAAGCGGCAAAGCCUCUCCAGAUGGGCAGCCUCACUGGAGCCGUCCUCUCGGGUGGCUCGAAAGCUGGUGAGGCACCGUAGAGCCUGGCUCAGAAACCUUAUGGGUGGGGAGAGCGAGAAAGACAUGGGUGGCCCAGCCCCAGGAGGGACAAUGAUCACCUGAGGGAUGGUGGAGUUUCCCGAGGGCCAGGGCCACAUGUUGGGCAGGGGAGCAAAGGCAGCGAGAAGGUGCGCCUGGGGUGUUGGCAGCUCAGAUCAUAGGAGAAGGCCCAAGGCCCCUUGCCUUUUGGGGGGAUGUGGGCAGCAAGAGAAGGCAGCAAGGGAAGGUGGUGGCAGUUUGGGGCAUCUCUGAGAAGGGCUGCCUGGAGGCGGCAUCUGUGGCUGUGUGCUUCCUCACCUGGAGGCGGCAUCUGAACUUGGUUCUACCCUGUGGGAUCAUGCAACCUCCUCCUCAGGGAAGGGGAGACAGACCCCAUGAGUCAAGAUGGUUUUUAUUUAUUUUUAUUUUAUUUAUUGAGGCCUGAGAUGUAGCAAUCAUGUCUUCCUCCUACAGCAGGAGCUGAAAAUAAACUUUUUUUGGACAAGUUUCCAAACGAAAGGGCUUCCCUUGCUCUGUUUCUUAACUGCAUUCUGCACUACUUUCCCCAAAGUGCCAAACAAACCUGAAUGUUUUACUGCUCUGCCCUGCCAUCCCCAUUGCACCCUAUGAUGGUGGGAAAGGAAGUCUUCCCAAUCAAAGCGAGUGUUUGUAGCUGUCACGAGUGCACUGCCAUGGGGCAAAUGCAUGGCAGCGCACACAUGACAAUAGAUAGCCUCAAGUAAGGAGAGGAAAAGGAGAAGUAGUUAGAAAACAAAAGAAAGCAAUAGCCUGGAAAUAUCCUACCUGAGAAGAGCCGGCACUCGACCAUCAACGCCAUGGUCCCGACAACAAGCAGGGCAGGAACAGGUAGGGUGUGGUUGAGACAUGCGCAGUCAUGGCUCGAUCACAACCAAAUAAGGAAAUCCGGCGAAGGGGCGGAGCAAGGGUGGGGGGAGGAACUCUGGCGGGAACGAGGGGAUAUAUUU